GUGCCCAUCAGCUGCCCCGAGUGCAGCGAGCGGCUCACCCCGCACGACAUCCGCCUGCUGCUCGCCGACCCGCCGCUCAUGCACAAGUACGAGGAGUUCAUGCUGCGCCGCUACCUGGCCUCGGACCCCGACUGCCGCUGGUGCCCGGCCCCGGACUGCGGUUAUGCUGUUAUUGCCUAUGGCUGUGCCAGUUGCCCGAAGCUAACCUGUGAGAGGGAAGGCUGCCAGACUGAGUUCUGCUACCACUGCAAGCAGAUAUGGCAUCCAAACCAGACAUGCGAUAUGGCCCGUCAACAGAGGGCACAGACUUUGCGAGUUCGGACCAAGCAUACUUCAGGUCUCAGUUAUGGGCAAGAAUCUGGACCAGCAGAUGACAUCAAGCCGUGCCCACGAUGCAGUGCUUACAUUAUCAAGAUGAAUGAUGGAAGCUGUAAUCACAUGACCUGUGCAGUAUGUGGCUGUGAAUUCUGCUGGCUUUGUAUGAAAGAGAUCUCAGACUUGCAUUACCUCAGUCCUUCUGGCUGUACAUUCUGGGGCAAGAAGCCAUGGAGCCGUAAAAAGAAGAUUCUGUGGCAGCUGGGCACAUUGAUUGGUGCUCCGGUGGGGAUUUCUCUCAUCGCUGGCAUUGCCAUUCCUGCCAUGGUCAUUGGCAUUCCUGUUUAUGUUGGAAGGAAGAUUCACAGCAGGUAUGAGGGAAGGAAAACCUCCAAACACAAGAGGAAUUUGGCAAUCACAGGAGGAGUGACUUUGUCAGUCAUUGCAUCCCCAGUUAUUGCUGCAGUUAGUGUUGGUAUUGGUGUCCCCAUUAUGCUGGCAUAUGUUUAUGGGGUUGUGCCCAUUUCUCUCUGUCGUGGAGGUGGCUGUGGAGUUAGCACAGCCAAUGGAAAAGGUGUGAAAAUUGAGUUUGAUGAAGAUGAUGGUCCAAUUACAGUGGCAGAUGCCUGGCGAGCCCUCAAGAAUCCCAGCAUUGGGGAAAGCAGCAUUGAAGGCCUGACUAGUGUAUUGAGCACUAGUGGAAGCCCUACAGAUGGACUCAGUGUUGUGCAAGGUCCUUACAGUGAGACAGCCAGCUUUGCAGCUCUCUCGGGGGGCACACUGAGUGGCGGCAUUCUCUCCAGUGGCAAAGGAAAGUACAGCAGGUUAGAAGUCCAAGCCGAUGUCCAAAAGGAAAUAUUCCCCAAAGACACAGCCAGUCUUGGUGCAAUUAGUGACAACGCAAGCACUCGUGCUAUGGCCGGUUCCAUAAUCAGUUCCUACAACCCACAGGACAGGGAAUGUAACAAUAUGGAAAUCCAAGUGGACAUCGAAGCCAAACCAAGCCACUAUCAGCUGGUGAGUGGAAGCAGCACGGAGGACUCGCUCCAUGUUCAUGCUCAGAUGGCAGAGAAUGACGAAGAAGGUAGUGGUGGUGGAGGCAGUGAAGAGGAUCCCCCCUGCAAACACCAAAGCUGUGAACAGAAAGACUGCCUGGCUAGCAAACCUUGGGACAUCAGCCUGGCCCAGCCCGAGAGCAUCCGCAGUGACCUGGAGAGCUCUGAUACGCAGUCAGAUGAUGUGCCAGACAUCACCUCAGAUGAGUGUGGCUCCCCCCGCUCCCAUACUGCAGCCUGCCCCUCGACCCCCAGAGCCCAAGGUGCACCGAGCCCAAGUGCCCAUAUGAACCUCUCUGCCCCAGCUGAGGGACAGACUGUCUUGAAGUCAGAAGGUGCAGAAGCCAGAGUAUGAAGUGGAAUGAAUGCUCCUGUUCUGAGAAGCACACUUGUUGUAACUGCAUCUUUUGGAAUCUUUUUUUGGGGGUGGGGGGGUUAGAGAUUUAUGUAUUUUAUUUCAAAGAUUCUCUGGUCACAGAUUUUCCCCAGGGAAAUUCUGAGAAAUUUUCAGAUAAAAAUUACCAGAUAAAAUAUGAAAAGUUUGCCAUUAGGCCCCCCUUUCCCCCCUUUUUUAGUUUUAAUUUAUUGGUUAAACUGAUGUUGGCGAUCCGUGAGGUGUGUCAAAGAGUGUACAUAUGUAUGUGUGUAUAUUGUAUGCUAAACAUAUUACUGAAGGACACAUUUUAAUAAAGAUUUCUGCUGUAAUUCUA
Molecule: messenger RNA, 2080 nt
Organism: Carlito syrichta (Philippine tarsier)
Lineage: Eukaryota; Metazoa; Chordata; Mammalia; Primates; Tarsiidae
Gene: RNF19B
Product: ring finger protein 19B
Exons: 9
Coding region: 79-1725 (548 amino acids)
Biological process (GO): protein polyubiquitination; positive regulation of proteasomal ubiquitin-dependent protein catabolic process; ubiquitin-dependent protein catabolic process
Cellular component (GO): cytoplasm; ubiquitin ligase complex
Molecular function (GO): zinc ion binding; ubiquitin protein ligase activity; ubiquitin conjugating enzyme binding
Source: RefSeq, a predicted model, not a curated record